Macrobrachium nipponense is the source of this 560-nucleotide messenger RNA. Its product is annotated as turripeptide Gsg9.2-like. The record is from RefSeq and is a predicted model, not a curated record. Bases 74 to 316 code for a protein of 80 amino acids. Lineage: Eukaryota; Metazoa; Arthropoda; Malacostraca; Decapoda; Palaemonidae. Gene Ontology annotation, molecular function: protein binding. The transcript is spliced from 4 exons.
GGCACAGUCGAUUGCCAACUCUUAAAAAGGAGAAGUUUCAAGUCUCUUCAAAUCUCUAGCAUAAAAAAACAAGAUGAUCAAGAAAGGGUUGCCAACGACUAUUUUCUGCGUCAUUUUGUUGGUUAUCAUUGGAACUUCUGUAUCCAGGGCUCAUCCACACUGCGGACAAGCCUGCGGCCUCAUUUACAGGCCCGUGUGUGGCAGCAACGGAGUAACUUACCCCAAUAUCUGCGUCUUCCAAAAUGCAAGAUGUCGCAAUCCAUUCCUCGGGUUACGAUGCCAAAGGAGAUGUGAGGAAUGUUACGUCAUUGGAUAAGGUUACGAGCCCCACGCCAAUCUCCAACCUGUUGUUGGCCCACAGCAGUCUUCGUUAAUUGUGGAAGAAAUAGUUUAAGUUUACAUAAGUUUAACCAUGCUAAUAAUAUACUCUUUCAAGUAUUUCAUUGUAAACUUGUCUAAGUUUCUUCUAUAAUGUAUCUGUACCCUUAAUUGAAUUUAUUAUUACUGGGCAUUUUAUCAUUUAUGAAAAAAAAUUAUAAUUAAACUGUACUGAAAUCUAA